AUGCCUGCAACUACAGCGGAAACGCUCUCUUUCGUGACGAGAAAUGUCUCUGUUGCUCCGUUAGUUCUUCUCUCAGUUGCAGACCACUAUGGUCGAUCAGCCAAAAAUACACGAAAGCGAGUCGUUGGAGUGUUAUUAGGUCAGAAUGAUGGAAAGAAUGUACGAGUUUCCAAUAGCUUUGCAGUGCCUUUUGAAGAAGAUGAAUUGGAUCCGUCUGUUUGGUUCCUCGAUCAUAACUACGUAGAGUCAAUGAAGGACAUGUUUAAAAAAAUUAAUGCGAAAGAAAAAUUGAUAGGAUGGUAUCAUUCUGGUCCAAAAUUAAGAGCUUCUGAUCUAGAGAUAAAUGAACUUUUCAAACGCUACACACCUAACCCAUUACUGGUUAUCAUUGAUGUUCAACCGAAAGAGUCUGGCGUGCCGACAGACGCAUAUUUCGCAGUGGAAGAGAUCAAGGAUGAUGGGACAACAACGUCCAAGACGUUUGUGCAUACCCCUUCAAUUAUUGAAGCUGAGGAGGCAGAAGAGAUUGGAGUCGAACAUUUACUAAGGGACAUUCGGGAUGUGGCGGUUGGUUCACUGUCGACACGAAUCACCAACCAGCUUCAGUCAUUACAAGGUCUUCACUUGCGGUUACGAGACAUCGGAGUGUAUCUCCAAAAGGUUCUUGAUGGAUCUUUACCUAUUAAUCAUGUUAUCUUGGGGAACCUUCAGGAUGUCUUUAACCUGUUACCUAACCUAUUCUCCUCGAAGGCCUUAUCAGCUUCACCGGAUGAUGUAGAGGCAGGGCUCAAGGGCAAUAGCGAGUUGGCACAUGCUAUGGGUACCAAGACAAACGAUCAAUUAAUGGCUAUUUAUUUAAGUAGCUUGGUUCGGGCUAUAACUGCCUUCCAUGACCUAAUCGAGAACAAGAUUCAAAAUCGACAACAACAAGAAGAGAAAGAUGCGAAGAUUGAAGACGGAAAGGAUGUACAAGCUGGCAAAGAGAAUAGAGAAAAAGAGGCUACAGAUGCUAGCGGAGAGCCGAAGGAAGGCACGGAAAAGGGCGACAAUAUGCAAAAGAAGUAA
This is a messenger RNA of Blumeria graminis f. sp. triticale, 1065 nucleotides long. The record is from the annotation of a GenBank genome assembly. Lineage: Eukaryota; Fungi; Ascomycota; Leotiomycetes; Helotiales; Erysiphaceae.